Molecule: messenger RNA, 330 nt
Organism: Trichoderma aggressivum f. europaeum
Lineage: Eukaryota; Fungi; Ascomycota; Sordariomycetes; Hypocreales; Hypocreaceae
Exons: 2
Coding region: 1-330 (109 amino acids)
Source: RefSeq, a predicted model, not a curated record
AUGUCAAAUAUGACGCCCCUCAGUAUCGGAUCGCUGUGGAAUGGUGACAGGCCUGCUGCUGCUCGCAAGGGGGCGAACCUUCUAGGCCUCGGAGCAGCCAUGGCGGACAUGAGCCGUCGUCGGAUGAAGGAGAAGGUGGCCAGCGUGGGCGAUUUGGCGUCAAACGGCGCGCCUGGGAGACUGCAAGACGGGAAUGGGUGGGAGAAGGAAGAAGCGGCGCGGAAACGGCGUGAGGAGCAGGCUUAUCGUGAUUUUCUAACCAGCAGGUCAGAUAAUAGCACAAUGGCACUUGUUUUGGGCUCCAUGAAUGUGCACGGCGCCAAGCGUUAG